Molecule: messenger RNA, 5658 nt
Organism: Haliotis rubra (blacklip abalone)
Lineage: Eukaryota; Metazoa; Mollusca; Gastropoda; Lepetellida; Haliotidae
Exons: 40
Coding region: 1-5658 (1885 amino acids)
Biological process (GO): peptide catabolic process; proteolysis
Cellular component (GO): cytoplasm
Molecular function (GO): zinc ion binding; peptide binding; metalloaminopeptidase activity
Source: RefSeq, a predicted model, not a curated record
AUGUCAUCAGACGCCGCGGUGCCAAUAACCAAAGACUGUGAAGCCCCCUCACAAAGACAGACCGGGUGUUAUGUCUCCAUCAUCCAUGGAUUCAUUCUGCUGCUGGUGGUGGCGGUGGUCGCCCUGUUAGUGGGGAUAAUCGUCCACUUUGCUGGGGGCCAGGAGUUGGUGUGUCAGUGUGAUAACACCCCCGGAGUCAGCACCCCCGAGGCCAUCAGACAGAUGUGUAUUGACAUGGUCCAGAAGGGCACGGGAGACGAAAUAUGUGACGUGUGCUCUGAAGCAUCAGCAACAGCCACUCCGCCAAGUACACCUGCACCGACGGAGGCCCCCCUGAACUACCGCCUGCCUAUAACCGCCCGGCCGUAUCUCUACAACCUUGUUCUCAACCCAAACAUAUACAGCGGAAACAAGGACGACUUCGAUUACCAGGGAUCUGUGACAAUAGACACAAUAGCCGAACUAGCUUCUUCCACGAUAACCUUACAUGCUCAUCCCUCGCUUAACAUCGACAAGUCAAGCCUCCGAGUGGUCGAUAGGAAUACAUCAUCCCAGGUGGGCGUGGAAGAGGCUUCUUAUGAGGAGGUGCGGGAGUUUUAUACUCUUCACCUGGCGCAGAGUAUGGUGGCGGGGCACCACUAUCAGAUUGAUAUCAGUUUCUGGGCACCAUUGUCAGACUCAGGAACUGGAUUGUACUUUGCCCAGUAUGAAGAGAAUGGCCAGACUGUGUACCUGGCAACGGCCAAGUUCGAGGCUCCACACGCCAGGAAGGCGUUCCCAUGUUUUGACGAGCCUGCACUGAAGGCCCAGUUUGACAUCACCCUGAUAUACCGAGACGGACAGAGCAGGAAUUACACAGCCCUCUCCAACGCCCCACCCCUCAAAUCUGAAAGGACGAGUGACGGCAUGGUAGCACAAACAUUCAAAAGGACAGUGGUGAUGCCAACGUACCUCCUGGCGUUUAUCGUAUGCGACUACGAGUACCUGGAAGAUGUCGCAAGUAACGUUACAUAUCGGACCUUUGCGAUGCCGAAGAAGAUUCAGUUUGCUGACAAGGCUCAGCUACAUGGGAUGAAGAUGUUCAACAGAUUAUCCGAGUACUUCAAGCCUGCAUAUGUGUACGAUAAACUGGACAACAUCGUGAUUCCGGACUUCGUGGCUGGAGCCACUGAGAACUGGGGUCUCAUCAGCUACAGGGUGGCAUUACUGUAUGAGCCCGGGGUCUCCUCAGCCUCCGACGAGAACUGGAUAGCAGAGGUCAUCUGUCAUGAGAUUGCACACAUGUGGUUCGGAAACCUGGUGUCACCUCAGUGGUGGAGCUGGCUCUGGUUGAACGAAGCAUUUGCAUCCUUCCUUGACUACCACAUUGUUGGUGAGAUCUACCCCAGCUGGAAGAUGGGCGCCGCUAUAGUCCGUAUGAUGCACCUUGUGAUGGGACAGGACCUGUUCAUUAAAGGGUUGAACCGCUACCUUGCAACAAAUGCCUUUGGUAAUGCUGAACACGACGACCUGUGGAAGGCCUUGACAGAGAUAAAAGCCCUGGCCAAUUCUGUAGAUCUGAACAUGACGGAAAUCAUGGACCCCUGGGUCACUCAGAUGAACUACCCCGUCGUCCAUGUUCAAGUAGGAUCAGGAACGGUAACUCUAACACAGGAACGAUAUCUGUCUUCCGGUGGAGAUAAUCCCGACCAGGAUUCUGGCAAAUACGGGUACAAGUGGACAAUUCCCAUCACUUACACAACGAGCGACAACGUCAAGUUUACCACCACGCCCUCUGAUGUUCACAACUUCAAGUACCACGACGACAAACUGGAGUUGACCGUGAAUGUACCGGCCGGUGGAUGGAUCCUUGUGAAUAUCCAGGAGUGUGGCUUCUACAGGGUCAGCUACGACACCAACAACUGGAACAACAUCAUCAGCACGUUGACAACAAACCAUGCGAUAAUAGACCCAAUAAAUCGAGCGCAGAUUAUCAAUGACGCUUGGAACUUAGCCAAAGCAGGGAUGUUGGACCAGGACGUUGCACUCCGGACUGUCAACUACCUGAGCAGCGACCUGGAUUACGCCCCUUGGAGAGCCUUCCGCCGGGAACUUGACUACGUGGACGACAUGUUGGAGCGUACGCCACUCUACGGAAUGUUUGAGGUGAUAGAUGGAGACUUCAUGAAGAAGACCGUCGACAUCCCCUUCACAACACUUGGUACCAACAUCACCGAGGAUAUGACGCCUAUCGAAAAGAUUGAGAUAGCGCAGAUGGCGUCAGUGGCGUGUAGUUACGACUACAGCGACUGUGUGGAUACAUCAGUGAGACUGUUCUCCAUCUGGAUGGAAGAUGGAACUAACAAUCAAAUAUACCCAGACCUGCGCAGUACGUUCUACUGUACGGCCGUGAGACACGGAGGUCUGGAAGAAUGGGAGUUUGUCCGCCAGAAGUAUCUCACGGAGCAGACAAGUUCUGAGAAGGACAGAUUGAGACGAGCUUUGUCGUGCACAAGAGAACCCUGGCUACUACAGAGAGUUUUGGAAAUGUCCCUGAAUUCGGAUGAGGUGAAAGGCCAAGACGUCUUGUCCACUGUCACAUACGUGGCCAACAACCGCUGGGGGCGGGAGCUCGCCUGGGACUUUGUCAAACAUCACUUUGCUGAACUGGGUUCUGCGAUAACAACCCGAUCAGGACUGUACCGAAUAAUCCGGGAGAGUUCUGAGAAGUACAACACAGAGCAAGAGUACAAGAAGGUGGAGGACUUCAUGAACAGCGGCGAUGAUGUAUCCGAGGCGGGGACGGCGUUUAAGGAAGUUCUGGACAGAACAACAACAAACAUCAACUGGCUGAAGAAGAAUUACGGAAACACCUCUCUGGACUCGGAGAGCAAUUCCUCAGACCGUGGAGGGUCCGGCUGCUACGUGUCCGCGGUCCAUGGCUUCAUACUGCUGCUCCUGGCUGUUGCCAUUUCUGUCGGAGUGGGGAUCCUUGUACACUUCUCCGGGGGUGGGGAGUUAGUGUGUGAGUGUGGUCAGUCACAGACCCCUGCCCAGAGUCCGGAGGCCCUCAGGCAGAUGUGUAUUGACCUGGUCAAGGAUGGCACUGGAGAGGAAAUCUGUGACGUGUGUCCAGCUGACCCAGAGCGGACGACAAAGACUCCAGCUCCCGAGGUCACAACUACAGCUACGACGAUAGCACCACCAGCAACAACAACAGAGGCGCCUAGAGACUAUCGUCUACCCAUCACCGUGCGGCCCUAUCUGUACAGUCUGUCUCUCCAGCCCAACAUCUACGGCGGGGACAAUGGAGUUUUUGAUUUCAAUGGCACCGUCUCCAUUGCAACAGUUGCUGAAGAGGCUGCAACAACCAUCACCCUGCACGCCCAUCCUACACUCAACAUCGACAAGGCCACCAUACAGGUGCGAGACAUCAACUCAACAGCCAGCCUAACUGUACCAGACACAUCGUAUGAAUCUCUGCGGCAUUUCUUUGUCCUGCGUCUGUCCACGCCUCUGACCAUUGGUCGCCAUUAUGAGAUAUCAAUGUCCUUCAGCGGCCCCUUGUCUCAAGAUGGAGUCGGUCUGUACCUCAGCGUGUAUCAGGAGGAUGGCAGGAACGUUUACCUAGCAACGACCCAGUUUGAGGCUCCUGAUGCACGUAAAGCCUUCCCCUGCUUUGAUGAACCUGCGCUGAGAGCAGAGUUUGACAUCACCCUCGUGAGACAAGAUGGCGGAGAAAGGAACUACACUUCACUCGCCAACACUCCACGGAAAUCAUCCACUUCUCUACAGAACGGCAUGGUUGCCGACGUGUUUGAGCGGACUGUGAUGAUGCCCACCUACCUCUUGGCGUUCAUAGUGUGCGACUACGAGUACGUGGAGGAUAUCGUGAGCAACGUCCAGUAUCGAACAUGGGCGAUGCCCAAGAAACUUGAGUACACGGAAACUGCACAGCGUCACGGGAUCGCCAUCUUCAAGCGGUUUACGGAUUACUUUACGCCAGCAUAUGUCUUCUAUAAAUUAGACAACAUCGCCAUCCCCGACUUCAACGCUGGAGCCAUGGAGAACUGGGGUCUCAUCACCUACAGGGAGACACUGCUGUAUGAACCCGGGGUCUCCUCGGCCUCCGAUGAGGACUGGAUAGCAGAGGUCAUCUCUCAUGAGAUAGCUCACCAGUGGUUCGGUAACUUGGUGUCUCCCCUGUGGUGGAACUGGCUGUGGCUGAACGAGGCCUUCGCUUCCUUCUGGGACUACCACGUUGUGGGGGAGAUCUACCCUACCUGGAGGACGCUUGACUUGCACGUACCUACCAGUAUUCACGGUGCCAUGUCUGUGGACAGUCUAAGGACGUCACACCCUCUCACAGCUGACGUCAUGACCCCUGGGGAGAUCAGCGGUAUAUUUGAUGACAUCACAUACUCUAAGGGUUCUGCUAUAGUCCGGAUGAUGCACCUCGUCAUGGGACAAAAUCUCUUCAUCAGUGGUCUUAACCGUUAUCUGGAAGCACAAAAGUUUGGGAACGCAGAACAUCAGGACUUAUGGGAUGCUCUUACUGAGGAAUCCAUGGCGAGUGGACUCGGUCUGGACAUGACCGAGGUGAUGGACCCCUGGGUGACCCAGAUGAACUUCCCUGUGGUCAAGGUUUCCGUCACAGCAACUAAAGUCACAUUCACUCAACAACGAUUCCUCGUCUCGGGUGCAGAAGAUGCCAGUCAAGAUGUGGGCACAUACGGCUACAAGUGGACGAUUCCAAUCACGUUCACCGUCAGCAACAACAUUAACUUCACCGAAGAAUACGCUUACGACAACAUCCACUACAUGAAUGUUAAUGGAGAUACCCUGGAGGUUGGUGUAACUGUCCCAUCUGGCGGCUGGAUCAUCGUCAACAUACAGGAGUGUGGCUUCUACCGCGUCAACUACGAAGAUGAGAUCUGGGAAAACAUAAUAAACUUCUUGUCAACCAACCACGAGAUGAUACAUCCGAUAAAUCGUGCGCAGAUCAUUAACGAUGCUUGGAACUUGGCAAAGGCAGGCCUGCUGGAUCAGUCUAUCGCCCUAAAGACAGUCAACUACCUCAGUAAGGAUCUGGAUUAUGCCCCUUGGCGAGCCUUCAGCCGGGAACUUGGCUACGUGGAAAACAUGUUAGAACGGACUCCAUUGUAUGGAAUGUUUCAGGUGUUCAUGAACAAAACAGUUGCCACUCCGUAUUCUUCCCUUGGAACCAACAUCACAGAGGACAUGCCGCCAGUAGACAAGAUUGAGAUUGCUCAGAUGGUGUCCAUGGCCUGUAACUAUGACUACCAAGAGUGUGUGGACACAGCUGUGAACAAUAUGGACAACUGGAUGGCCGGCCAGCCCAACAGCAUGUAUCCGGACCUGCGCAGUACGUACUAUUGCACAGCCGUGAGACACGGAGGACUGGAACACUGGCAGUUUGUAUAUGAGAAAUACCACACGGAGCAGAGUAGCUCUGAGAAGAGUAGACUGAGACGAGCCUUGUCUUGCACCACAGAAACCUGGCUGCUGCAGAGGUUGCUAGACAUGUCGGUCAACGCCAGCGAGGUUCGGCCCCAGGACGCUCGGACCACCAUCACUUAUGUGGCGAACAGCCCGUGGGGGCGUGACCUAGCCUGGAACUUCGUCACAUACAACUAUGCCCGUCUCACUGAAGUGUAA